Oncorhynchus mykiss (rainbow trout) is the source of this 621-nucleotide messenger RNA. RefSeq names its product phospholipase A and acyltransferase 1-like (gene plaat1l). Gene Ontology annotation, biological process: N-acylphosphatidylethanolamine metabolic process. The record is from RefSeq and is a predicted model, not a curated record. Gene Ontology annotation, molecular function: A2-type glycerophospholipase activity; glycerophospholipid phospholipase A1 activity. Gene Ontology annotation, cellular component: cytoplasm. Lineage: Eukaryota; Metazoa; Chordata; Actinopteri; Salmoniformes; Salmonidae.
CAACGCACACAGAAGAACCAACACAGCUAACACCAUGGGCCUGGUACGAUGCUACUUUUCUGUUAUUAUAGUCAGAUCAUUCCUGUACCUGGUAGGAUACUUCAGAUCAUUACUAUACCUGGGGAGUUCUCAUCCAAAGCCGUUCCCAGGAGACAUCUUGGAGUUUCCUCGGAAUAAAUACUUCUCCCAUUUCGGAAUUUACUACGGAGAGAGAGAUGGAGUGCCCUACGUAGCACAUCUCACCUGCAGAGACUCGGAGACGAAGCUCCUGCUUUUUGGUCGAGCCCUGAAGUCAGAGGUCAAACUGGACCCAGUGGAGGUGGUGGGACAGAGAUACAAGGUGAGGAACAUGCUGGAUGAGAUCCAUCCUCCCAGGGACUUCUACUCUGUGGUGAAGCCUGCUAUAGACGAUAUGAUGGGUAAGGAUAUCACCUUCGACAUCUUGUUCCACAACUCUGAACACCAGGCCACGCUCUUCAGAUAUGGACUCAAGAAGUCUACACAGAUUGAGAAGGUCUACAUCCAGAUCCUGCCCACCUGGAAGGAGCUGUUUAAGAAGAGGAAGUUGUAACAAUGACUACAACUCUGCCUACAGUCUGACGCCCCCCCCCCCCCCCCCCU